Molecule: messenger RNA, 332 nt
Organism: Microplitis mediator
Lineage: Eukaryota; Metazoa; Arthropoda; Insecta; Hymenoptera; Braconidae
Exons: 2
Coding region: 1-201 (66 amino acids)
Source: RefSeq, a predicted model, not a curated record
AUGAGUGGUAUGAGAGAACGCACCAAGGCCAUACGGACCAAAGAGGACAGGGAUAAAUUCUCGGAAAUCGCCCGUAAAUGUAAAGAAAAAAGAGACAUCGAUGCAGUCACAGACCGGCUGGCGAAGCUGAGUCUGGACUCAUCGAAAAAUCCCUAUGAUUCGUCACGAAAACCGUCAUGCUCAUACAAAUCUUCUAAAUAGAAUGUUCCUUUUUCAUUUUAUAUCAUGAUUAAUAAUAAUAAAUGAUCAUUUCUAAAUAAUGAUGCUGUACCUAUUAUUUAUAUCCUACCUGUAGGCUAUUAGAUAGCACGCAAAAUUGUUUUAGAAUGGCC